AUGCCUACAACGGAACACUUUGCAGCACUGAAAAUGAAUAAGCUACAGUUAAAAACAGCAACACAGAUCAUCAUGCAAUUGAUGUUGCAAGAAGGUCGUAUCUUCAUAUUUGGGCUCCUCCAGUGGCUCAGCGAUAAAGAACCUGCCUGCAAUGCAGGAGUCACAGGAGCCAUGGGUUUGAUCCCUGGGUCAGGCAGAUCUUCUGGAGGAGGGCAUGGCUAUCCAUUCCGGUAUUCUUGCCUGGAGAAUCCCAUGGACAGAGGAGCCUGGCGAGCUACCAUCCAUAGUGUCACAAAGAAUUGGAAACAACUGAAGUGA
This is a messenger RNA of Rangifer tarandus platyrhynchus (Svalbard reindeer), 318 nucleotides long. NCBI's taxonomy places the organism in Eukaryota, Metazoa, Chordata, Mammalia, Artiodactyla, Cervidae. The record is from the annotation of a GenBank genome assembly.